AUGCUCAGAAGUGAUGGUGCGCAAGUGAUACAGCGGACCAGUUGGACAAAGCCAUUUGAUAGUGGAGUUAAUUCAACUCUUAGUGAAGAAGCAGACGCAGAUUUCACCAAAAGAUCACUUUUGUCGAUUGAUGAUUUCAAGGAAGAUUGGCAACUAUCACAAUUUUGGUACAGUGAUCAUACAGCUAAUACACUUGCUGACGAGCUGCUUGAUGGAGCUGACAACGAAACGAUAAUAUGUAUUGCUAGCGCUCCAUCUGUAUAUGCAGCUAUCCGGGCUCGCGAACCCAGUGAGCUCCCGACAAAAAACAUCUAUUUGCUGGAGUUUGAUCGACGCUUCGAGAUACUUUCAGGAUCUAGAUACUUUGGAUACUUUGAUUACAAUCAACCUUAUAAUGUUCCUGAACACUUGAAAGGUAAAUGUCACCGUCUUUUGAUUGAUCCGCCAUUUUUGGAAGUUGAAUGUCAGAGGAAAUCCGCACUUGCAGCGAAGACAUUAUUACACCCGGAAAACAACCAAAAAACGAAGAAGGGUGAACUGAGGUAUAAACUUAUUACUUGUACGGGUGAGCGAAUGGCUGAUGUGGUUACUUCCUACUACCCAGAUGUACACAUGACUACUUUCUAUCCGGAACACAAAAAUGGAUUAAGUAAUGAGUUCAGAUGCUAUGCUUCAUUUGAGGGCAAAGCAUGGAAAUUCGCAUAG
Messenger RNA from Ogataea angusta, 705 nucleotides. RefSeq lists its product as uncharacterized. The transcript has 2 exons. The coding region runs from base 1 to 705 and encodes 234 amino acids. Lineage: Eukaryota; Fungi; Ascomycota; Pichiomycetes; Pichiales; Pichiaceae. Gene Ontology annotation, molecular function: protein-lysine N-methyltransferase activity. The record is from RefSeq and is a predicted model, not a curated record.